This is a messenger RNA of Penaeus vannamei (Pacific white shrimp), 573 nucleotides long. Lineage: Eukaryota; Metazoa; Arthropoda; Malacostraca; Decapoda; Penaeidae. The record is from RefSeq and is a predicted model, not a curated record.
AUGAAAGUAUCUUUAAUUGUAGCAAAAGCUGAGAAUGAAGCUAUUGGAAAAGACAACGAUUUGAUUUGGCAUUUAAGGGAUGAUUUACGUUAUUUUUCUGAAAUUACAAAAGGACAUCAUGUGAUUAUGGGAAGAAUGAAUUAUGACUCAAUUCCUGAUAAAUAUAGACCUUUACCUAAUAGGGAGAAUAUAGUUGUGACUAGAAAUAAGGCUUUUCAUGCAGAAGGGGUGACAGCUGAUUCAUCUCUUAUACCUUCCACUUUGGAUACAGCUUUUAGUGAUGAAGUUAAAAAACAAAAAGUACUGGAUAUCAACUUAGGAAUUAAGGAAAGAAAUGAUAAAGACAGUGUUUCUAAUUUGUCUCGUUCAAUUUUCUUUGGUUUUGACUAUAGAAUAGUGCUUGGCUAUGAUAAUGACACCUACUUUGGAGGAAUGAUUUUACUUGGAACUAAUACAAAACAAGACUUUACUCAAAGCUCUUUUAGUUCCGAUUAUUCUGUCGUAGAGUUAUAUUUUGGUAAACGCAUGAAUUUGCAUCUUCGUAGGAAAGAAAAAAGAAAAAAGUUUGACUAA